Messenger RNA from Diplodia corticola, 1947 nucleotides. Its product is annotated as mynd domain-containing protein. Gene Ontology annotation, molecular function: protein binding. The transcript is spliced from 4 exons. NCBI's taxonomy places the organism in Eukaryota, Fungi, Ascomycota, Dothideomycetes, Botryosphaeriales, Botryosphaeriaceae. The record is from RefSeq and is a predicted model, not a curated record. The coding region runs from base 1 to 1947 and encodes 648 amino acids. Gene Ontology annotation, cellular component: nucleus.
AUGGACGCUGCAUUGAGCGCCUCUCCCUCUGAAGUCGACCUUUGCCUGCAGAAUCUCACCCUCACUGUCGUCUCAUAUGUUUCGAGCCACGAGCCUUCUGCGACGGCCGAAGCCGGCUCUGUGGCUGCGGCAUUGUCCUCCUUGAGCGUCAAGGAUACACCUUCUAUCCCAACCUUGCUGCAGCGUCUUGAGCACCUUCGGGCCCGCAUCGCCGAACAACCUUACAGCAUCUUGCUCCGCCUCCAGGUCGCCGAGCUAUACCGCGCCCUUGGCUUCCCAGAUCUUGCCGCUGCUGAAGCCUACAGAGCACUGUUGCUCGUCGACGAAGUGCUAGACGAGUCUGGGGAAUAUCACGACGACGCUUUGGAGGAAAUCCAAGACGAAAUUGCUUCGAAGCCUGCCUCGUGUCGGAUUGACUUGGCCCAAAAGCAUGCCGACAGGUUUCCCGGCGUAUCGCAGCGUCUCAGCAGUUUCAAUGGCUCCGAGGAAAGAUGCGACGUCGAAGCGGACGAGGAGGAAGCCUGCCUGUGGGCUCAGACCAUCUGGACUGACGCAGCGUAUGCAUUCGUCACAGGGAACCUGUUAGCAUGUGCAUGUCUCAAAAGCGCCCACGACUUUUGCUCACGGGGCUUGAAGGCCAAUCCGGGAAACAACCAUCUGCUCAAGUUCCGCGACCUUCUUACCCAGCGCUUGACCCAUCACUUCGCCUCCCGUGGCUUCGGCCUUGACGACGAAGAUAUAACUCCUGACGACUAUCCCGACCGCACCUCUGUGAGGCGUGAGCUGUACCCCUGGAAUACCUCGGAACCGGAUAGAUACUCUCCCGGCUCCCUCUCUCUGCUCAACGAGCAGAUCGGUUCUAUUGCACCGAAGCUCGAAGCCCGGGUUACCGAACUCCCGCUCCUGACGCCUGACGUGGAUUCAGCCACCGGGCGCGAUCCUUCCAGCGAGUCAGAGCCGGCGACGAUCAAGCAGCUCGGCGUGUUCGCACGAGAGGACGUGGCUCCGGGAGAGAGGAUUCUCGACGAAAAGUCCCUGCUCACCGCAAACGCCCGACUCCACGACUCGUACUGCGAUGCCUGCAGCGCUCCGCUGCCAGAUCUGCGCAAUGGCUCCGAGGCAAGCCAGUGCGCCUUCUGCGAAGAUUGCGAUGAUAUUGUAUUCUGCAGCCAGGAUUGCCAUGAUCUGGCCCAGGAAGCAUAUCAUCCUGCCCUGUGCGGCAAUGAUGUCGAGGCCAUUGCCAAAGAUGCCCCCGCGGCCGAGGCGGCUGAUGCCCUCUACUCACUCCUGCUGCUCCGUGCCUUGGCAAUGGCCGAGACCCAAGAAGUCCACCCGCUCGAGCUCAAAGAGUUAAAAUACAUAUGGGGCGACUAUCACAUCCCGCCUCCCGGCACUAGCAUACCCCUUACGCCGUCGCCACUAGGGCCGGCCAAGGACGCCUUCGGCGGCGCCCCACGGACGUUGCCGUUUUCGUUCAGCGCUAACGUCCUGACGCCGCUGCACAUGCUCGAGAAGAUGGACGUCAACAUUUUCACCACGUCGGCCAAAUAUGACUUUUGGGUGUUCAACACGCUGUACGCCAAGUUCCGCGGCACGGCGUCGGCGCGCCAAGGCCGCGACGGCAAGCCCGACGUGGGCGCGGUGCAUCCGCUCUGGUGCCUCGCCAAUCACAGCUGCGACCCCAACGUGUCGUGGGAGUGGCAGGGGAACAUGCGCUUCUGGGUUCGCAGCGAACGAGUGGCCUGGAAGGGCCGGAAAGCCCAAGACGACGACAGCUCCGAGAGGAGGAGCCAACCGGGCCUGCGGAAGGGAGAUGAGAUCUUGAGCCACUACUGCGACGUCGAUCUUUCUGUCACGGAUAGACGCGAGUGGGCUGCCGGCGCGCUCGGCGGCAUGUGCAUGUGCGAGCGGUGCGUUUGGGAGGCGGCUCGCGCGGAUAACUCGUAA